GCAGCCCCGCGCGUCCGGCCGCCGCCCGCGCCCAGCGAGCAGCCGCGCCCGCGCCACCCGCGGGACAGCCCCGGCCGCGGCGCGCCCGGCCCGGCCCGGCCCGGCCCGGCCCAGCCCAGCCCCGGCACCGGGCGGCCCGGCGGCCGGCCCGCCCCCGAGGGCGCCGGGCGCGGCGGGAGGAUGCCGAAGCCGACGCUGCUGCUGCGCGGGGGCUGGGAGCGCGAGCGCAGCCCCGGGGACUCGGAGCUGGGCCGCCAGUUCCGGGACUGGUGCCUGCGCACCUACGGCGACUCGGCCAAGACCAAGACGGUGACGCGCAGCAAAUACCAGCGGAUCGCCGAGGUCCUGCAGGGCGGCGGCGGGACCGGCGCGGGCAGCGGCCCCGCGGCCGGCGAGAAAGGCAAGUUCCAGUUCUGGGUGCGCUCCAAGGGCUUCCGCCUGGGCAGCGGCCGGGAACCCAAGAUGGGCCAAGUGGUGUAUGUGCCGGUCAAGACGGGCUCGGGGGCAGAUGGCCUGUCGGAGCCGGAGGGCAUCUCUCUGAAGCGGGUCGCUGUGGUGGAAGAUUUCUUUGACAUCAUCUACUCGAUGCAUGUGGAGAGCUCAGCGGAGCCAGGCAAAGCCCCCAAGCACGCUGGGCAGAAGAAAACCUACCGAGCGAUUGCAGAGACCUACGCCUUCCUUCCUCGAGAGGCUGUGACCCGGUUCCUGAUGAGCUGCACGGAAUGUCAGAAGAGGAUGCACUUUAAUUCCAAUGGCCUGGAGCCCAAAGAAAACGAGCCUCCCUCGCCUCUGGUCUCCGGGAUUAUCGAUUACAACAUGCCUCUUACCUCCACGUACCUGAAGCAGAUGAAGUUGCGUGUGAUGAAUUCCCAGGAGCAGGAUGAAACUUCUGUGAGCAGUGAAGAUUUUGAUAUGAACGACUCCACAUGGAUGUCAGCUGACCCACACCUGGCCUCCAGCCUGAGUCCCAGCCAGGACGAGAGGAUGCGGAGCCCGCAGAACCUCCACAGCCAAGAGGAUGAUGACUCCUCCUCCGAGAGUGGCAGUGGCAAUGGCUCCUCUACCCUGAACCCGUCCACAUCCAGCAGCACGCAGGGCGACCCGGCCUUCCCCGAGAUGAACGGCAACGGCGCUGUGGCCCCCAUGGACUUCACAGCCACCACGGAGGACCAGCCCAUCAACCUGUGUGACAAGCUCCCACCAGGAACGGCGCUCAGCACACCCUCCUAUCCCUCGGAUGGCUGCGGCACAGAUGGGCUGCGGAGCCGCGUCAAGUACGGAGUGAAGACCACCCCUGAGUCUCCCCCCUAUAGCUCAGGAAGCUACGAUUCCAUCAAAACCGAGGUCAGUGGCUGCCCUGAGGACCUGACAGUGGGCCGGGCCCCCCCAGCAGAUGACGAUGACGACGACCACGAUGACCACGAGGACAAUGACAAGAUGAACGACUCUGAGGGCAUGGACCCCGAGCGCCUCAAGGCCUUCAACAUGUUUGUGCGUCUCUUUGUGGACGAGAACCUGGACCGCAUGGUGCCCAUAUCCAAGCAGCCCAAGGAGAAGAUCCAGGCCAUCAUCGAGUCCUGCAGCCGGCAGUUUCCUGAGUUCCAGGAGCGGGCCCGCAAGCGCAUUCGCACGUACCUCAAGUCCUGCCGUCGCAUGAAGAAGAACGGCAUGGAGAUGACCAGACCCACACCUCCCCACCUGACCUCGGCCAUGGCAGAAAACAUCCUGGCAGCUGCCUGUGAGAGCGAGACGAGAAAAGCAGCCAAAAGGAUGCGCCUGGAGAUCUACCAGCCCUCGCAGGACGAGCCCAUAGCCCUAGACAAGCAGCACUCCCGGGACUCUGCAGCCAUCACCCACUCCACCUACUCACUGCCAGCCUCCUCCUACUCCCAGGACCCUGUGUAUGUCAACGGUGGCCUCAAUUACAGUUACCGCGGUUACGGGGCCUUGGGCAGCAACCUGCAGCCCCCUGCCUCCCUCCAAACAGGAAAUCACAGUAAUGGGCCCACAGACCUCAGCAUGAAAGGUGGGGCCUCCACCACCUCCACAACGCCCACGCCCACACCCUCCAGCAACAGCACCAGCAGGACCAUGCCCACCGCCCAGCUCAGCCCCACGGAGAUCAGCGCUGUGCGGCAGCUCAUCGCCGGUUACCGAGAGUCCGCCGCCUUCCUGCUGCGCUCUGCAGACGAACUGGAAAACCUCAUUUUACAGCAGAACUGACCCCAGCGGCACCUGGAGUGCACUGCCCUAGGGGAAGGAGGUUGUUCUGCCCUGGACCUGGCUUCCUGCCUCACCAGUUGGUACAUUUUGAUUUUUGAAAGAGGUGGGAUCCAAAAGAGCUGUUUCUAGCCACACUCCAAGCACCUGAGACUUUGGGCACAAGGACACUUUUUUUUUGGAAUCUCACCACACGGGUGCUCUGACCUGCUUGGAAGAGGCCAGUGGAGCAGCUUUGGAAGGGCUGGGACUCCCCUGACAAGUGCUGGGGCCGCAGCUCUAUUUAGAAUCAUCUUCGUGGACCCUGAUGUUAGAAUCCCACCCCCAGAUAAUUACCUUUCAAGUCUUAGGUGAGCAGAAUUGCAUAUUUAUUGAGAAAAACAAAGUGGACCCUUUCUUCCUCUCCCCUUAGUAAUUUAUUUUUCUGAAAAUGGAUUCUUUUGUGUUUGUACAGAUUGCCAGUCUGUGUCUGUCUGAUCAGAAGGAUAUAUAUCCCUGUGACCUAACAUUCCAUAUCACUACACUGGCGAGGGCGGGGUGGGGUGGGGCGGGUGCCGGGCUGGCUGUCCCUCUUGAUUGCUCAGCACCGCCAAGUAGGAGGACCUCACCCACACCCACUGCAAAGCAAAAACAAACUGCUCCCCCCACUCCACAUAAGCCCCAGUCACACGGUCACCUGUAUUCUACCUCACACUCCAGCAUGGGCUUUUUCCAGGAUGUGCCCUGAGCCUGUUCUGAAUGGCAGUCUCCCCAACUCCCUCAACACGAUGUGUCUGCCUGGGAGGUAAGUCCAGAUAGGUGACCAGGAGCUGGAGCCUAGGGAGGGCCCGUCCCUUAUAAGCAGCAGCUUGCAGUCCCCUGACCCCAGACCUCUCUCGGCUGCUGGGAGACCGCAACCAAUCUGCAGGACCCUGCCCCCAGGGAGCCAGGUCCAAACACUUCUGUGCACAGCCCCAGUGCCCACAGACACCUGCAGGGAAGGACCCGUGUCUUCAGGGUAAGCCCCUGGCUGUUAGGCAGCCACCAAACAGGAAAGAAAGCUUUGAGACCUGGGAAGACUGCAGCUCUCGACCCCUGCCCCCGUGGUUAGAGUAAAGGGACCAUCAACAGUAGUGGAGAAGCCACUUGGGUUCUACUAGGAUAGCCUUCCUCUGGGAGGACCAGUCCCAGAAGAAACCCAUAAUCCCUGGAGUGUGAAAACAGGCAAAAAGAAAAAGCCGGCCUGGUUUCCUUCCUCCCUGAUAGGCACUUCCUCUUGCUCAGUGCAAUACCUUACCAGUGCUGCUAAAACCAGGGAUUCGCCCAGACCUCAGAAGGCCCACAGGGCCUCUCCGAGCAACACUCCGUAGCCAUGGCAGCAGCUGUCUGCUGCCCGCCCCUGCCCAGAGCUGGCAGAAGCCCUCUGUUGCCUUUCCUCCCUCAGAGCAAAGAGGCCCCAGGGGAGCCAGGGCCAAGUGGACCCUAGGACAGCCACAGAGCCACUUGAUCCCAGAGCAGGCACCCCUUCCCAAACCAGCUUUUCUGCAGCCAACUGCCUCCUGGCACUGGCAGACCCUCAGGAGGAGUGGGGAAAGGGCUCUAAUGUGGAUGCCCCCAACCCUGCCUCAGACCCAUGACUGAGCUGUGGGCCCCAGAUCCAGAACCUGCAAGGUAGGAUGUCCCACCCCAUGCUUAAGUUUCAGCCACAGGAGGUUGGGGGUGGUCUUAUUUCUCAAGUGGCCUCCAACAUCCCACCCAGCCACACCACCUCUGCCUUCCAUCCCGGGCCUCUGUCAGGACCAGGACACCCAAGACUUGCCCUUAACACAGCACAAAGUCCAGUGCCCAAGGCCCCUUCCACACCCCCGCCAUCAACACGUCCAGCCCCCACCUGCUCAGUACCACCCCCGGAUGUUUGAACUUUGUGUAAAUAUUUAUUUUUGUGUGUGAACAAUACUACAAAGUAAUCAGUAGAUCCUUUGCAAAAUGUUACCCCAGGCAAUUUGUGAAAAUCUUAAAUGUUAAAAACUGGCAGAGACAAUCGCCGCCUUAGAAUUCUUGACAACAAUUGCUUAAUAUGUCAUCUCUCCUCCCGGAGACAGGACCCAGCCCAGGCACAAACGGUUCUAAUUUCUUAACAGACAGGAGUGAGAAAGACUGGGGGAAGGAGCUUUCAUCACCAACCCACACGAGGGAUUUCUAGAUCUAAAGAUCAGUAUAAGCUACAGUUUGAAGUCAUGUUAUUCCAAGUUCAAGCUGUCCUGACCGACCACCUUCAGCCUGCCUUAGUACUGCAGCGAGAGUGUAGGUUUAAAUUUUAAAGAGAAAGGAAAGGAAUGCCAGUGGUAAAAGUCCAUGGGGGCUCCCAGUGGCCCAUCCAGGACAGAUUCUGCCGUGUUGACCCCACCUCUUGGUGGGCUCCUUCCCAGUGAAGCUACACAUGAAGCCCUGGUAAUGGCAGAAUCAGGAGCAAGUUACUAUGUGGAAACAGGUUUCAAUUAGCUAGUUCAGUCAGGGAACUUGUUCUGUUUUGCUUUUGUUUUAAAAGAUGCAGCUUCAACCCUUCCCUCUCCUGACUUGGAGAGCACCAAAGAGCUGGUUCUGCUGAACCCAGCUCAUUGCCGUCCCGCCUUCACCCCAGGGACUGCCUUCUCCCAAAGGGAGCUUCCAAAGCCCUGAUCCACAGCCAUUUAAAAUUCACAUGGAGGGCCUCAGGGCACACAAUUAUUUGGGAUCCUAAGGUAAAAGACCACAGUAGAAUACACCAAUUCCAGGGUCUUUGCAGAGGGCUAAUCCCACCAGAAGGAACGACUCACAGAAAUGGGAAUUUGGUUUUAGUGGUGGAUCUAAUAGACCAGUAAUAGUGUAACCCAUCUGAAAUUCAUUUUACUGUCACCACUAGUAGAAAGGGGCAGUUUAUACCCAAGAACAGUGUUGAGGGGGAGGGGAACAGGUAGGGGAUUAGGAAGGUUUUAGAGGACUUCAACAGGUGGAAACCAGCCACCCCUAGUCCCAAGGGCCACUCAUGACUUCAGGGGCGGUUACAGGAUUAACUACCAGUCCAUUUUCAAAAUGCUGCUUUGAACUCAGAGGGUUGAUACUUUUAAUUUGUAAUUUUUUGUAAAACUUUUUACAAGAUAGUAAAGUAUUUCACCAGAAUACCAGUUUCAAUCCGUCCAUGGUCUGAUUUUUAUAUAAUUUAGUGGUGCUUUAGAAACUUUGUUUUUGUUGUUUCUGAGCUAAAUAGCUCGAUCCUUUUUCGCCUGUAUCUACCUAAGACCAAUGUGAACCUUUGUAUUUUUGCUCCUAAUUUUGGACUCAGUGAAAGUGUACUGUUUACAUGUACAGAUGCCCCAGUCCCUGUGUGUUCUGCAAGACUCUCUCUUGAGGAGGAAGGUGCACCUCACUAAGCUCAUCUGCUUAGCAAAGCCACAAAACAAAACCUCUCUUUUUACCUAUGAUUCCACCUAAAAACAAAACAAAACUUACACCACAUAGAAUUCAGAUUUGCUGAAAAACUUUUAUACGCUCAGAAAAAUCUCUGUGCAGCAGAUGACUGAGAAUAGACUAUUGGCCGCUGGGUGGGUAACUGCAUGGACACACAAGACAUGAAAUGAAAGCAGGACUUUGCUGCAGAGUUGUGGGAUGGGUCUAAUUCUCCCAGCAGCCUGGGAAUGGAAGGUCAAAGUGAUUUAUGUUAUCUUCCGGGUCAAGCCACCUAGGAUUUAGGAACCCAAGAGGUUGUCCAUCCCCUGGCAUAACAAUAUUUUAAAAGAGCAUCAGUUCCCCAUCUGAGAUGAGAUUUUAAGACUUUUCAGUGCAGAUGGUACAAACAUUUUUCAGGGUUCCCUUGAGGCAGCUCAUUCAUGAGGCAUCACCUCUGGGGAGGGGCUGGAGGGUCCAGACAGCAUAUGGCACUUAAGGCAAACAGUGGAUGGCACCAACUUUUAAAGGUGACUAUUAAUCAAUGGCUUCACCUCUAAAUUAUAUUUUUACAGAUAUGCACCUAUGCAACUUAACGUGGCUCUUCUAAGCAGGUGAGGACUUCCUCCUCAAUGCUCUAUAAAAAUUAUUUGUGUUCUAUAUAGUGAGUUUUUCCAGUAAAUGUGGCUUAAUAUUUUAAUUCUUAGAAUGUGUCUUCUCUAUGUGAUGCAACUAAAUUCUGUUUUGUUUGUGGAAUGACUAGCACAGGCCAACUCCCUCUCCCCUCACUUAACAAAAGACCAAUGAGCUGUUAAUCGAGCUGUUAUCUCCAUGGUAUUACUUGCUAAAUGCACUGAUUUCAUAAGUAUGUGGAAUCCUUUUUCUUUUGAAUCUGUAUAUCAUAUAUAAGACUGAAUCUACUUAAUAAACACUGAAUAACAAA
Talpa occidentalis (Iberian mole) is the source of this 6565-nucleotide messenger RNA. It is a transcript of the gene NOL4L, whose product is annotated as nucleolar protein 4 like. The record is from RefSeq and is a predicted model, not a curated record. The transcript is spliced from 11 exons. Lineage: Eukaryota; Metazoa; Chordata; Mammalia; Eulipotyphla; Talpidae. The coding region runs from base 181 to 2223 and encodes 680 amino acids.